This is a messenger RNA of Centropristis striata (black sea bass), 3504 nucleotides long. It is a transcript of the gene camk2d2, whose product is annotated as calcium/calmodulin-dependent protein kinase (CaM kinase) II delta 2. Lineage: Eukaryota; Metazoa; Chordata; Actinopteri; Perciformes; Serranidae. Gene Ontology annotation, molecular function: calcium/calmodulin-dependent protein kinase activity; calmodulin binding; ATP binding. Bases 360 to 1922 code for a protein of 520 amino acids. Gene Ontology annotation, cellular component: cytoplasm; neuron projection. The record is from RefSeq and is a predicted model, not a curated record. The transcript has 21 exons. Gene Ontology annotation, biological process: protein phosphorylation.
CAGAGAGACGACACUGAGCGCUGGACGGACACACACCACAGAUAACGAAAUGCACACAAAAUGCUGCGUCUACGAGCUGUGACAAGCCGCCGCAUGUGAAGAAACCCGAGCAACAAGCAAAACAACGCCAGAAGCUCCCCCUGAACCAGACGGAAACGCUCGCGCAGGCAGUGUCUUUGCCGCAGAAACCAUCCCACCAGAGCUCCCGCCGAUGCGCUUCAGCUGUGCAUGAAUCCCUCAGUUUGGCUUGCAGGGUCCAGGACAAAAACCGGGCGGUGUUGACGACUGAGUGUGGUGGAUACUGUUUGUGAGUGCACCUUAUCCGCGUCUCCGCACACCCCUUUGGCACCUGCUUCAGGAUGGCGUUAACGAUCUGCACGAGAUUUACCGAUGAAUAUCAGCUGUUCGAGGAGCUGGGGAAAGGCGCAUUCUCUGUGGUCAGGAGGUGUGUGAAGAUCUCCUCUGGACAGGAAUAUGCUGCAAAAAUCAUCAACACCAAGAAGCUUUCUGCCAGAGAUCAUCAAAAGCUGGAGAGAGAGGCGAGGAUUUGUCGUUUACUGAAGCACCCCAACAUUGUACGACUCCAUGACAGCAUAUCAGAAGAGGGUUUCCACUAUCUGGUGUUUGAUCUUGUGACAGGAGGGGAGCUGUUUGAGGACAUCGUAGCCAGGGAGUACUACAGUGAGGCUGAUGCCAGCCACUGCAUACAGCAGAUCCUCGAGAGUGUCCAUCACUGCCAUGUUAAUGGGAUCGUCCACAGGGAUCUGAAGCCUGAGAACCUUCUAUUGGCCAGUAAGCUGAAGGGGGCGGCGGUCAAGUUGGCUGACUUUGGGCUGGCUAUCGAGGUGCAGGGGGACCAGCAGGCAUGGUUUGGUUUUGCCGGCACCCCGGGCUACUUGUCUCCGGAGGUUCUAAGGAAAGACCCAUAUGGGAAGCCAGUGGACAUGUGGGCUUGUGGUGUGAUUUUAUACAUCCUGCUGGUGGGCUACCCUCCCUUCUGGGAUGAGGACCAGCACCGCCUUUACCAACAAAUCAAAGCUGGCGCCUAUGAUUUCCCGUCCCCAGAGUGGGACACUGUAACUCCAGAGGCCAAAGAUCUGAUCAACAAGAUGCUGACCAUCAACCCCAGUAAACGCAUCACUGCCGCAGAGGCCCUCAAACAUCCCUGGAUCUGCCAACGGUCCACCGUAGCUUCCAUGAUGCACAGGCAGGAGACUGUGGAGUGCCUGAAGAAAUUCAACGCCAGGAGGAAACUCAAGGGAGCCAUACUGACCACUUUGCUGGUCACAAGAAACUUCUCAGCAGCCAAGAGUUUGCUCAACAAGAAGGCAGACGGGGUUAAGGUCAACAACAAAGCCAACACAGUGACCAGUCCUAAAGAAACUGGCCCUGCCCCUGCGCUGGAACCACAGACAACUGUGAUCCACAACCCUGUCGAUGGGAAUAAGGAGUCCAUUGAGAGUGCUAACACCACCAUUGAGGAUGAAGAUGUAAAAGCCUGCACCAAUAACAAUAAAGCUCGCAAACAGGAAAUUAUUAAAGUCACUGAGCAGUUGAUUGAAUCUAUCAACAAUGGAGACUUUGAGGCCUAUGCGAAGAUUUGUGAUCCUGGUCUAACUUCCUUUGAGCCUGAGGCUCUGGGCAACCUGGUGGAAGGACACGACUUCCAUCGCUUUUACUUUGAGAAUGCCCUGUCCAAAGGGAACAAGCCAGUGCAUACCAUCCUCUUGAACCCACAUGUGCACCUAAUUGGGGAAAAUGCAGCAUGUAUUGCCUACAUUCGACUGACCCAGUACAUGGAUACCAGUGGCAUGCCGCGCACCAUGCAGUCUGAGGAGACCCGUGUGUGGCACCGCCGCGACGGCAAGUGGCAGAACAUCCACUUCCACCGUUCGGGCUCGCCCAGCAUUCCCUCCCAUUAAUGGAAUAUCAACAUGUGGUGAAUAAAAUAAAAUAAAAAAUAAAAAAUUCCCAUCAGCAAAUCUAGUAGGGCAGCCAACUAGCCAACCCAUGACUGCUCUGUGACCUUUGACCCUUCUAUAAGGACAUGACAUCGCAGGAUACAAGUAUUAAUACAUUUUACUGUUAUGGCAUUUUAUUAAUGGACAUCAUUCGAACCCACCACCGGGUGGCUGCACACCGUAUUUGGACAUUAUGAAACGAGCAUAUUGACAUUUUUUUUGUUUGUUUUUUAAGAUGUUUUGGUAUGCAUUUUAAAUAUAAAAUAGAGAUGUUUAAAAAUCUACUACUGUAACCUCUCCCAAAAAUUAGUUCUGUAUUUUUAUGUGUAUUUAUGUGUGUGCAAUACAGAAACAUUUGGAAGAUCAGAAUGUUAAAAUUGAGCUUGCUUUAGUUCUGGUGAUGUAUAUACAUUGUGAUUGUUGAUAAAAACAAACAUUGAAAUUGCUAUUCUUGCUAUCAGAGGAAUUAAGAGUUUACGUAAAAUCCAGUUUAUGAGCUACAUUUAUGUUUGCUAUGAGCUAAGUCAUACUGUUUGAAUUGUCCGAUUUCAACCUAUAAUACUAAUUUAAAUGUAAAGAAAAGCAGAGCAGCUUACACUUUGCAUCGAGAUAUGUUUGCCUUUAUAUCAGUGAAAUAAGAAAUAAGAGAAUGUAGCAUAUAUGUAAUAUAUGAAAAUUCAAGACUAUUGUGUAGUGCAUGGGGGGAUUAUUGUAAGUAAGACCAUAUGAAACUAUAAUAUCUUCUGUUUGAUUUGUGAAUCACUGACUUGUUUGUUUGCGUUUGUUAAUGUUGUGCAUCAGUCCUGUCCCAAAUGUUUCUAAUGUCCUCCAGUAUCAUGGAACUGUAAAAACAGUAACACAGUUAUGGUUAACAUCCAACGUAAAUAUCAAAUCCUCAUAUCUAAGAGGAGGGAAAAUAAACUCCUGGUUGCUGAAGCACCCCUUACAUUUUGUAUAAAAAUGAGAAGAAAACGAGCUCAUUUUUCAUAAUGUUUGUACUUGUAUUGUAUGACUGUAUGUAGGGUUUUAUGUUAUUUUAUUCGUCAUUUCCAGUGUGUUACUUAGCCAAUUGCACAGAGAAGGUGGAGAUGAUGAAGAUGGAGCGAAGGCUCUAUAGUUUCUACCUUCAGUCAAGUGUUAACCUGACAGUCGGGCUAAUGAGUCUGCCGUAAAAGCACUGGCUUAAAGAACUUUACAGUCAGACAAGAGGAUGGUAAGACAGCAGUGAAGGAGUCAAAUAAGAGUUGGACUGUAAUAAAUGUUGGGAUGUCUUCCUUGACGAUCAGUGCUUCUACCAGCCAGUGGCCUCCAUACCACUGCAGGACAAUGCCGGUGUCUUUGUUAUCCUUACUGUCUGCUCUUUUCAAUUGGUUGGUCUCUUCUUUUGUAAGGGGAAUAUAUGAUAAACAUUUCUUUUGACGAAACGUAUGAUGUCAAUGCAAUGCACCACUCCUUAUAUGGUGUGAACCUGUUGCCAGCACGGCAAUGGAUGGCUUAACAUGUUUAAGAAAUAAAUAAAUCAGCUAAAAGGUGUGAUAAUGAA